Messenger RNA from Miscanthus lutarioriparius, 2193 nucleotides. Lineage: Eukaryota; Viridiplantae; Streptophyta; Magnoliopsida; Poales; Poaceae. The record is from the annotation of a GenBank genome assembly.
AUGUCGUCAUCCGGCGCCCCAGCCCCGGCGGCGGCGAUGGCCGUGGACGACGCGGAGGACGACCAGCUCGCCUCCAUGUCCACGGAGGACAUCAUCCGGGCCUCCCGCCUCCUCGACAACGAGAUCCGUGUCCUCAAGGACGAGUUGCAGCGGACAAACCUGGAGUUGGAGUCGUUCAAGGAGAAGGUUAAGGAAAACCAGGAGAAAAUUAAGCUCAACAAGCAGCUGCCUUACCUCGUCGGCAACAUCGUUGAGAUCUUGGAAAUGAACCAUGAAGAUGAAGCUGAGGAGGAUGGUGCUAACAUUGAUUUAGACUCACAAAGGAAAGGAAAAUGUGUUGUUCUGAAGACCUCCACAAGACAAACUAUAUUCCUUCCUGUUGUUGGGCUAGUGGACCCUGAUAAGCUAAAGCCUGGUGAUCUGGUAGGAGUCAAUAAAGAUAGCUACCUUAUACUAGAUACGUUGCCAUCAGAGUAUGAUUCACGAGUGAAGGCAAUGGAGGUUGAUGAAAAGCCAACUGAAGAUUAUAAUGACAUUGGAGGUCUUGAAAAGCAGAUUCAAGAGCUUGUAGAGGCAAUUGUACUGCCCAUGACACAUAAAGACCGGUUCCAGAAGUUGGGUAUUCGUCCUCCAAAAGGAGUUCUUUUGUAUGGACCGCCAGGAACUGGCAAGACACUCAUGGCGCGUGCAUGUGCUGCACAAACGAAUGCAACGUUUCUGAAAUUAGCUGGUCCACAACUUGUGCAGAUGUUUAUUGGUGAUGGAGCAAAGCUUGUACGGGAUGCGUUCCAGCUUGCCAAAGAGAAGGCUCCUUGUAUUAUAUUUAUUGAUGAGAUAGAUGCCAUUGGCACCAAGCGUUUUGAUAGUGAAGUUAGCGGUGAUAGAGAAGUUCAGCGAACUAUGUUGGAAUUACUGAAUCAACUGGAUGGAUUCAGCAGCGAUGAGAGAAUAAAGGUCAUAGCUGCAACGAACCGAGCUGACAUCCUUGACCCUGCUCUGAUGCGAUCUGGACGGUUGGACCGAAAGAUUGAAUUCCCUCACCCAUCUGAAGAAGCAAGAGCUAGAAUCUUGCAAAUUCAUUCAAGGAAAAUGAAUGUAAAUCCCGAUGUCAACUUUGAAGAAUUGGCUCGUUCAACAGAUGACUUCAACGGAGCACAGCUAAAGGCAGUUUGUGUAGAAGCUGGUAUGCUCGCUCUACGGCGCGAUGCUACAGAGGUAACUCACGAGGACUUCAAUGAAGGAAUCGUACAGGCGUCGAGCUUCACGGUUGGGCCUCCACGGUCGGCCAUCUCGUCCUCUGCAGCCAAGACUAGAAAACGUAAGCGUGGUGCAAGAAGGAUUGGUAUUAUCUAUGGGCCUAUGGAGGAAAGGGAUAGGAUUAGACUAGAAUAUCUAAACAACAAAAUUUGGAAGGAUGAUACAACUUGUCUGAACAUGUUAAGACUUAACAGAGACAAGUACUUCCGGUUUUGCAAACUUUUUAGAGAUCGUGGUUUACUGAAAGAUACCAUCCACCUGUGUGUUGAGCAGCAAGUGGGUAUGUUUCUAAACACUGUGGGACAUAACCUUAGGAAUAGGUUAGUUGGAACUAAUUUUGAUAGAUCGGGAGAAACAGCAAUAAAGGAUGCAGUUGAGGAAGUUGGUGCAACUAGCGGCCAUGCUACAUGGACAUCAGCAAUGUCUGCUUUCAUGCUUAGUCACCUAGCUAAUUUGGUGGCUAGUGGUUUGAAGACAUCAAAGGGAUUCAAGAAACAUUUUUAUAAUGGUUGUGUUAGGGCUAUCAAUGAGAAGUUCAACACUAUUCGCACCGGUGACCAAGUCAAGAAUCAUUUAAAGACAUGGCAGAAAAAGUGGGCAAAGAUAAUUAAACUUAAGAAGUUGAGUGGUGCACUGUUUGACGAAGAUAACUGCAUGAUUACACUAGAUGAUGAGCACUACAAUGGCCAUGUGAAGGAUCACAAGUCUGAUGCUGAGUUCUUGAACAAGCCCAUCUUGCACUAUAAAGAGAUGGAGGCAAUAUUUGGAAAUAGCAUGGCUACAGGCAACUUUGCAAAAGACUCAAGUGCAGCUCUAGGCAAUGCGUUCGCCGGUUCCGCUGGAACGAGCUUCACUCUGCACAUCAUCACGGCGUCUCCUUCAGAGUGCGAGUGUUUCCGAAAGGUGAAGAGGAAGGAGGAGAAGAGCAACUUAUGA